UCUGCCCAAAAUGGCUGCCCGGCCCUGCCCGGCCGGGGGCCGGAGGGGGCGUGGCCUGCGCGCGCGCGGGGCGUGGCCAAGGAGGCGGAAGGGACACACCCACCUGGCUCGGGCAGCGGCCACGCGGAGCCCCUCCCCCCCGGCUAGGCAGAGGGGCGCGCACUCGACCGGCGGGAGCGCGCGCCGGGCCCCCGCCCCACCAAUCAGAACGGAGGCACGCGCCGUCCUCGUCGGCCGUCGGGCGCCGCCGGAGACUACGAGCCCCAGAAGGCAGUGCGGCCCGCCGCGGCGCCGAGCGCCGGAGCACCGCACGGCAGUGCAGGCUGGGAGAUGUAGUCCGCCCCGAGCCCGCCACGCCUUUCCGCGUGAGCGACGCUCUCCCGCAGCGAGGAUCCCGCAAACUGAAAAGGGGGAGCGGGAGCUAGCAGUGCAGUGGCAGUGGGCACGGAUACAAGCCUGGCCCCCUCCCUUGGUGGAGGAUCUGCUUUUUGACUGUCGUCCCCAUUUUUCAAGCACUCCAGCCCCAGGAUCUCGGGCCGGAGCGUGGCUUUGGCGGGUGUCACGCACGCCUACGCGCGGCCCGGGCGCGGCGGAACGAGACUGGCCGCGCCUGUUCCCGCCCGGACUUCCCCCGCCGAACGCCGGCCCCGCCUCCGGGAGCACCGGAAGCUGCGGCAGCGAGGAGUCUGCAGGCCCGCGCCGCGAGCGGAGCAGGUCGGGGCCGGGCCUUGACAAAGCAAGUAUGUUUCAUCUCGUGCAACGAUGCUGCUUCCAGAUAUCUUUCAAGCUCCAGAAGUUAACUGGUCCCAGACUGCUGCAGUAUGGAAAGAAUAAGACAACUUGCUCUUCUCCUCUCACCCUCCAUCUGCACAGAGAUGUUUGUCUUCUUUCAAGAUCUCUAAGCCUCAACCGAGCAUCACUAUACGCAACUAAGCUCCAGGCAUUUCACGCCUCUAUUCCCCUCUUAAAGAAAAAGCCCCCCAAAGAACCUGAGACCAAAGACUUGGACCCAACGCAAUACCGUAUGAAGUCACUGAAGGAUUCUCCAAAGCCAGCCCUUUACUUAAGCCUUGCAGGGCUAAUUCCAUUUGUUUCUGUGCCACUGGUAAUGGCCAUCCAAGGGACCUACUACCCUGAGCUGGCAUUUGCUCAGAUUACAUAUGGUGCUGUAAUAGUCUCUUUCCUAGGAGGAAUCAGGUGGGGAUUUGCUGUCCCAGAAAACAGUCCAGCCAAGCCAGACUGGCUGAACCUAGCUAACAGUACAGUUCCUCCUUUAUUUGCUUGGCAAGCCUUACUUUUUAAAGAUGUCACCCAUGGUGCAAUCCUGCUUGUAAUGGGUUUAGGGAUAGCACUACAUUAUGACCUUGCUCUUCUUCCUACUUACCCUGGUUGGUUUAAAGCACUGAGGAUAGUGGUAACAGUGUUGGCAGCAUUAUCACUAAUAGCCACUGCAACACUGAAGACAAUUGAUUCAGAGAAACAGCAAAGUAACAGCACAAAUACAUGGAAGAACACAAAAUAAGAAAAUUAGAGGAAAAAUAUUUAUUUGUUAAGCCAUUUGUAUUGAGUUCCAGGGAAAACAAAAGUGUUUGUGCUUAGAAGUCAUAGGACAGUAAUGUUCAAGAUGCUUGUACCAGAAGCAAACAGCUUCUUAGCAAGUUUAGCAGGGAAGAAUUGUAAAUACUGAUCACUUUGAAGGCAGGCAUGAAUCUGGCCUUACCUGUAGAAUAAAGCAUCACUCUUGAAGGAGGUAAGAUGUCACUGCCUUAUGAUUAUAAAAUGGAGAUUCAUCUGACAAGAGUAUGAAUUGCUUUAUUGAAUUAUUGAAGUAUCUGGCGUAACUGUAGUAUGUGAUAAUGUUCUGCAUUAGGUAGAACAAUCAUGUAGCCAUACUAAUUGUGUAGCUAUCAGGUAGCCUUUAGAGCAAGUUCUAAAGGAAGGUGAAAGCAAGGUGAAACAACUCUUGCUCCCUGAGAAGACAUGUCUGUCUCCAGUGCAGUUUAUUAUUUAGGAAAACGGAAGAGAAGCACAUACAGAAUCAGUUGCUAUUUUAUAGAAAUGCAAAAUAAGACAAAACUUUGCCUCAUUUCAGCCGAGAAGAUGCUGAAAGUGCUAUGCAAUGAAGCACUAGUCAGGUAACAAAGGAGAGGCAAGGCAAGGCAAGGCAAGGCAAGGCAAGGCAAAGUUUGUUUCCAGCAACUAGCCAAGGGCAAAGGUUGUUUGCAGUGACAAGUAAAGGUCAGUAUUUACCUUAGGUAGUUUCUCCAGCAAUUGUGAUGAAGUAUAGAAAGCUAGAAGAGAAAGCUUAAAUUUGUAUCUUCCAUAAAGUGCCACCAGAGACAAAAAGAUUAGCUUCCUGCAUAGACUUGUUUAAAUAAAAAUAUUAUCUGAUUCAGCCAUUUCUAGAUUUUGUUCAGACUUAGGGUCACCUAGCCAAGGAAGCUGCAUGAAACAUAGCCACAAGGAACUAUCACAUUUCUAAAGGAAAGUACUAUCAAAUGAUGCUUGGUAUGAUAUGACACAAGGACUCAGUCUCGGGCACUAAGGGACCAGAUAAUGGGACUUGAAAGGAGUUUGCACCCUCUCCCUCCUCAAUGCAGUAGGUGAAUUUGAGCACGUAGGAUAGACAGAAACAGACUUCAUGUCCUGCAAACCCACCAUGGGGGGUCAACUGUUGAAAACACUGCAAAAAGUGUAAUCUCUUCACAUUUUCGUUGUAGCUUCUUCCCCCACAUACUGUGAAAGGAAGAGCAAGUCAUGGGUUUUUUUACUUCAGCUGCCUCAAGAAACCUAAGAAGUUGCAUGUGUGUAUGUUUACUGUAGGUUUUUCAUCUUAAGUAUUGUUUAAGGACACUGAGAUGCAAGAAGAAAGCCAAAACAUUACAUCCAGACACAUACUUAGCACCAAUUUAGGUAAUCCUCAUGGUUCCCUCCAAGGACUACUCUCCAUAUGUGUUCAAUAAAGAACAAACCACCUACUGUA
Molecule: messenger RNA, 2983 nt
Organism: Dromaius novaehollandiae (emu)
Lineage: Eukaryota; Metazoa; Chordata; Aves; Casuariiformes; Dromaiidae
Gene: TMEM69
Product: transmembrane protein 69
Exons: 3
Coding region: 11-1522 (503 amino acids)
Source: RefSeq, a predicted model, not a curated record